Ctenopharyngodon idella (grass carp) is the source of this 1654-nucleotide messenger RNA. RefSeq lists its product as uncharacterized. Gene Ontology annotation, cellular component: nuclear body; dendrite; kinetochore. The record is from RefSeq and is a predicted model, not a curated record. NCBI's taxonomy places the organism in Eukaryota, Metazoa, Chordata, Actinopteri, Cypriniformes, Xenocyprididae. The transcript is spliced from 10 exons. Gene Ontology annotation, biological process: establishment of localization in cell; mitotic cell cycle checkpoint signaling; mitotic sister chromatid segregation. Bases 108 to 1226 code for a protein of 372 amino acids.
AUUAUCUAACAAACUAUAAGGAAAACUACAUUUAUUAGAACUUUGUUCUAGUGUUUUAUACUUUUAAAGUACGCUGAUGCUAUAAGAAUCAAGGGUUCUCCGGUGAAAUGGUACUUCUGGAAAGGACUGACCCUUCCUUCUUGAAAUCAUGCAACACCACCGAACUGCAGGAAACAGGAGAGGGAGAAAUUAUGGCUCCUUAUCUGAUGGACUGCAGGCGGAAACAGAAGCAUAUAUUCAGGCAGCUGUGUGUGGUGGACGAUAUGAUCAAGCUGCUGGCAGGUCUGGAGUCAGUGGAUCAGCUGCUGAAUGAGCCAUGUCCCCAAAACCCAGGUAAUGAAGCUCGUUCUGCAUGGAAGGCUUUAAAAGCAGAAUAUCAGGAGAGAGUUCAGGAGGUGGAAGGGCUGAUCAAUACUUUCCAGGUCCGCAUGGAAGAGCUUCAGGGUAAACGACAGAAACUGGAGACUCUACUGUCCACUCUGCAGAUAAAGAAGGAGGAGUGCAAAGAGAAGGAGAGAAUCGCAGCUAAACAAAAUCAGAGGGCUGAGAAACAAAUCAGCUUUCAGUUAGAAGAUUCCCUCCAGGCAGCCCAGAACGCCUUGAAUGUGUGUGAUUUGCAUCUGUCUAAGCUUAAGGAUGAGGUUGAAAAACAGCAGGCUCGAAUAAGUGACUGGACACUAUUAAGAGAAAGCCUGCAAACCUUGGUCACAGCGACUCACAGAAAUAUGCAGUACAGGCUGCUCUCAGUCAGUCCCUCUGAGCUGUGCCUUGAGCUCUUGCCUCGUGCUGCCGAAAAAUCAUUAGAACCGCUGCGUGUCUCCAUCACCAUGACAACCAGUGACGAAUUUCAUCUUCAGGUGUUUCAGGGAACCGCUGGCCUGGUUGAGGAGGCGGUGAACGGUCCACUUAGGCAAAUGAGUGCUGCCCUUGUGGAGGUGAUGGAGAGGUACAUAAGUCAAGGAGAGAUGCUGUCUGAGAUUCAGGCUCUUCACUCCAGGUUUGCAAUUGAUUGGUGUCCUGCUGAAAAGCUUCUGAUCUUUCUCAAGACUGCGACCACAGUAUGUCACCUGAGGGUUGAGGAGGGUUACCCAUCACAUGGCCGAGCUACUCUCCUGUCUGUGAGAAAAGACGGCAAUCUGUUUGAUAUCACCAAUCUACAGCCCCCAGAGCAGCAUCCUGUCCUGACAGAGUGGCUUGAGUUUCUCUCCUCCAAUCCGAACAUCUGAUGUCACAAGAUUUGAGUCAGAGUCAGAAAGGAGUAUCUCCAUCACGUAUGUCAUGUACUGAGUCAGAGUCUAUUACAUAACGCAUACACCACCUGCAUUGUACACUUCUAGUUGUAUUGUUGAUAAAUAAAUGAAUGUUUGUAUUGUGUCUGUGUAUGUGUAUGUACAUUGUGAGUCAGUGCUUUCAGUCUUUAUCUAACCAACCCAGACUGUCAUUAUUAUACAUUAUAAUUAUUAUUUGCAUUGCUCUUCACCCAUAUCAAAGGAUUAGGCAAAUCAGCAUUUAAAUUUGUGGCUCAUUACAUGUUUUCAAGUAGAAAAGAGCUCUGCAUUGUUCAGUCAGUAAUUACAGGAGGUCACAUGACUCGCAGGAGUAUAGUUUAAGUUUAAAUGUCAUGUUUCUGUAAAUAAAAUGAAUUUAAAAUGUA